GCGGCCGCCGCGACUGGGCGCGCGCGGCCCGGGCCGGCGGCGCCUGGACGGCGCCCUGGCUCGGCCCGCCCCCCGACGAGGCCAUGACGCGCGCGCUCCUCGGGGGCUUCGAGGCCGCGGCCAAGCCGGGCCCCGAGGUCGCGACGCCGCCCGGGUCGCCGCGCCCCAAGGGCAAGGGCGGCGGCCCGCCGCCGGCGUCGCCCGCGACGCCGCACACGGCGGCGAUGACGGCGCCGCUGGCGCCAUCGGUGCGCACGCACGACUACCCGUCCGACUUCCUCGAGAAGUGGGCCGAGGCCGCGGGCUGCCGCGCCGUCGCCGACAAGCUGCCGCCGCACGCGAUGCCCGUGGGCGCGGCGCAGAUCUCCGCGUGCCUGGAGCACCUCGCGCCGCUGGCGCCGCGGCUGCGCCAGGUCGUCGCCGUGCCGGCCUGGGACGGCAAGCGCAUCAUCGGCUACGCGCUGCUCCACGGGCUGCCGCCGGCCUCGGCGCUCCGGAGCCGCGUUGCCGCGACGCCGCCGCCGCUCGCGCUGCCGCCGCCCGCGGAGCGCGGCGAGUCGACGAGCUCCGGCGCCGCGAGCCCGGCGCCGGACUCGGACGACGACGUCGGCUUCGCCCGCGCGCCCGCGACGCCCGCGAAGGCGUCCAAGGCGUCGCUCGACUCGCGCGCGCGCGCGAUCCGCGCCGCGCUCGGCGCCGCGGGCGCGACGAAGUCGUCGUUGGACCUCGCGCUGCCCCUCGACGACGGCACGGCGCGGGAUUUGUGCGACGGCGUCGGCCCCGCGCUCCGCCGGGCGUCGCCGCGGCCCGCGGAGUCGCCGCGGAAGCCGAGCCGCCGGUCGCGCGGCCGGCGCCGCGCCGCGGACGGCGCCGCGGGCCGGGCGACGUCCGCGUCGGACCUGGCCCUCUUCGACGCGGGCCUGCGGGCGCCCCUCGAGGCCCUCGUGUCCACGCUCUACCUCGCGUCCGUCAAGGACGCGAACCCGCUCCACGCGAUCGAGCUGUUGGCGUCGGCCGCGUGCCAGGGCCGGCGGACGCUGUUGCCCUGGUCCGGCGAGUGGGCGGACCCCCAGGCCGUGGGCAACGGCGGCGACGACGACCCCUGCGAGGCCAUGGCCGAGGAGAUGGGGCUCGACAUCCUCGACGUCGCGGGCGCGGUGCACCGGGGCCGCGAGUUCGUCGAACCCGUGCUCGAGCUGGGCCUCGG
Messenger RNA from Aureococcus anophagefferens, 1207 nucleotides. RefSeq lists its product as hypothetical. The transcript has a single exon. The record is from RefSeq and is a predicted model, not a curated record. The annotation marks the transcript as partial. NCBI's taxonomy places the organism in Eukaryota, Pelagophyceae, Pelagomonadales, Pelagomonadaceae.